CAGCGAAUGGAGUGACAUCUGAAGCAGCGACCAAAUCACAAUAGCGUACAGUCACGAUUGUGAAUAGAAACAAUCUGUUUGUACACAAUUUAUAUCCUUAUUCCUUACAUGCAGACACUUUAUCAGACUUGGUUGCAUUGGUUUGCAUUUCCGUUGCUCUUUUGCAUUACUUUUGAACGGAACCUCUGAUUCGUUUGUGUGGGGUAGCUAGAAAGAAAGCUAGGUAGAGUAGGCUGCAGUCGAGCCAUGGCAGCCGCCGAAGCGCACAGAGUCAUAGUUUACGGAGGAAAAGGAGCGCUGGGUUCCAAAUGCGUGGAAUAUUUCAGGUCCAAAAACUGGUGGGUGGCGUGUGUUGACAUGGCUGCCAAUGACCAAGCUGACGCCAAUGUGCUGGUAAACAUGACCGAAUCCUUCACGGAACAAGCUACUCAGGUGACCAGUGAUGUAUCUGAGCUGCUGGGGGAACAGAAGGUGGACGCAAUCCUGUGUGUGGCGGGAGGCUGGGCUGGUGGAAGCGCUAAGGCCAAAGUAUUAUACAAGAAUGCUGAUCUGAUGUGGAAGCAGAGUGUCUGGACAACCACCAUCUCCAGUCACCUGGCAACCAAGCACCUGAAAGAGGGGGGGCUGCUCACGCUCGCAGGGGCAAAGGCUGCCCUGUCUGGAACCCCAGGUAUGCUUGGCUACGGUAUGGCAAAGGCUGCGGUGCACCAGGUGUGCCAGAGUCUGGCGGCGUCAAACAGCGGUCUCCCUUCUGGCGCGGCCGCCGUCGCUAUCCUGCCAGUUACCUUGGAUACCCCAAUGAACAGGAAGUUCAUGCCUGAUGCAGAUGUCAGCGCCUGGACACCAUUGGAAUACAUAGCAGAGUUAUUCUAUAAGUGGACCACUGGACAAGACAGACCAGCCUCGGGCAGCCUGGUGGAACUCAUCACAGAGGCUGGCAAGACAGAGGCCAAACCCCUGUGAUUGUGUGUGUGUGUGUGUGUCUGUGUCUGUCUGUGAACAUGUGUCUGUGUUUGUCUAUGGACUAUGGAGGGGCAUACUACCAAACGAGGUUACUGGAGGUACCCAUGCAACUUCUAAUAAAGUCACUUCAGAAGCAACACAUGCAAGUGUUCUUUUGAAGAUCAAUGGUUUCUCCUGAUGGUACCGGGGUAAGCCCGUAACCUUGCUUCAUAGUGUCCUCCUCAGUACCUCUGUCCAGUAGCCUUGCUUCAUAAGGCUCUUCUCAGCGUCUGUCCUCUGUCCUCGACCCUCGGUCCUCCGGCUCGUUCCCACUGAUCUAGAUAAAGAAUGAUGGGGCGGCAACAAUGGGAUAGUCUAUCCACUGUUCUUUAUAGAUGAGGAGAGACGUUGAGAAGAGCCUAUAGUAUCCCCCUCUUCACCUAUGUCCAGAAACCUGGCUCUAUACUUUACCUCUCUAUACCUCUGUCCAGUAACCUGGCUCUGUAGUAUUCGUCACUGUGCCUCUGCUUGUAUUGCGCAGUCUCCUCCACCUCUGCUUGGAAAGAUCUGAUGUCACCAAUUGAACUGUAGUCUUAAAUACUGCACACUGUGGUGUACCUCAGGUUCUGACUUCCCCUGUGUAAGACUCAAUCAUAUUUUAGAUUAAACGCCAAACGUUUACAUACAUGUCAUACACCAUACAUUACCAUACCUUAACAUAAGCACAUAAGCCAGGGACAUGAUUUUGCUGUAGGAUAAGGUUGUGUAACAUUAAUGAUGGAAUCUACAGUCAGAUUAACAUGACCUUUCUACAAAUAGUACUUGGAACACCAGGCGUAUUACUUUGUGUAUAAUUCCUCUUUUCACGUUUCUCUGAUUAUUUGUUUUAUGUACUGUUGGUAAACAAGAUUUGCCUUCUUACAGAUAGCACUGGUUGACUGUUUUGGUCUGUUUGGUCAGAAUAAAAUGCCCAUCACUCAGCAA
Molecule: messenger RNA, 1926 nt
Organism: Sardina pilchardus (European sardine)
Lineage: Eukaryota; Metazoa; Chordata; Actinopteri; Clupeiformes; Clupeidae
Gene: qdprb.1
Product: quinoid dihydropteridine reductase b, tandem duplicate 1
Exons: 7
Coding region: 247-963 (238 amino acids)
Biological process (GO): L-phenylalanine catabolic process; tetrahydrobiopterin biosynthetic process
Cellular component (GO): cytoplasm
Molecular function (GO): NADH binding; NADPH binding; 6,7-dihydropteridine reductase activity
Source: RefSeq, a predicted model, not a curated record